This is a messenger RNA of Pneumocystis carinii B80, 405 nucleotides long. RefSeq lists its product as hypothetical. The record is from RefSeq and is a predicted model, not a curated record. The coding region runs from base 8 to 400 and encodes 130 amino acids. Gene Ontology annotation, cellular component: histone deacetylase complex. Gene Ontology annotation, molecular function: transcription coregulator activity; protein binding. The transcript has 3 exons. Lineage: Eukaryota; Fungi; Ascomycota; Pneumocystomycetes; Pneumocystales; Pneumocystaceae. Gene Ontology annotation, biological process: regulation of DNA-templated transcription.
ACCCGAUAUGUCUAGCUAUCAACAUCUCAGCUUUAAGUCAUCAACAAUGCCUCCUCGACCUAAGCAAAACGAGUCAGAAGUGGUUCAAGAACCUUUAGAUAGGUCAGGAUCUCGUCAAAAAAGGUCGCCAACAGACCGUCAUGAGAAUUGUAUAGUGCGUGAAUCAGGACCGAUAUUUAAUGCCAAUACACUACCAGUAACAGCGUUAAGAAGAUACCAAAAUGUGUAUAAACUUCGUACACAGAUAGGUAGUAGUUCGAAUGAUGCGCUGGUGAAUGCAGUUCAGCGUCAUUUUAAUGCGUUACCAGUUAAAGAAUAUGAUAUGAUAGUGCAAUUUUUGUAUACAGUGAAAAACAAAGAUAAAACAUUUAGAAGAUAUUUCCAUGAUGAAAUAGUUUAAAAAAA